Molecule: messenger RNA, 2921 nt
Organism: Chara braunii
Lineage: Eukaryota; Viridiplantae; Streptophyta; Charophyceae; Charales; Characeae
Source: the annotation of a GenBank genome assembly
AGAUUGUGUCCAGUACUGUAGCUUAUGAGCGAUAGGGAGGAACAACAACCGGACGACCGGAUCUUGCGAUCAGCAAGACACCCAGUUGCUCAUCUGGCAUUAGGACAAGAGGGCGACAGAUACCUGUUCCACCAGCGUAGGGAGAGGCUGCAGCAGCAGCAGAGAGCUCGGGACGCAGAAGCUAGCAGAACUUUUGCAAGUGAGGCCGCUGCUUCAGCAGCCAUGGCUAGCGCUGCACAACAAUCCUCUCAGGCUAGCAGUUCAGGAACUGUAGGGUCAACUGCGGCGCAGACCCAGAGUCAGUCGGCUGGCGUAAUGGCAAGUCAGUCAAAUGUGUUGUCACCCGAGGAGAUUGCCAUACAGCAGGCUGCCCUGCAAGAGGCACAGCUACAGAAGGCUUUAGGGGAGAUAAAGGCGGAGAAAGAGAGAAUGAUUAGAAGAGUAGCCAGCAUGCAGCGAAGAGAAGCGGACGUUAGGCAAUUAGAGGAAAUGGAUCUGACCAAUAUGGUUGCGGAUGUGAGGGUAGUUCGGACGGCCCUGCUAGGAGUCAUAGAGACGCAGGACCAUCAGACCGCCAUCCUCCAAGACAUUCAGCAGAGUCUAGCCUGGCUGGUUGGACGAUUGCAGGCAGCUCCAUUAUCGUCAGGGCCUGGUUCCCGGCCCGUGGCACAUCCUCCUCCUCCUGUCCCACCGGUUACUGGGGUAUCCCCAUAUGUAGCCCCAUCAUCGGUUGCUAUCGUUGCCCUGGGCAUGCUCCUAUCAGGAGGGUUAUCAGCAGGACCUAGUGUUCAGAUUCCUGUACAGUCAGUGUUAUCCCAACCUCCGUCGCAGGUUGCCAUCAGUGGGCAAUCUGUUGUCCCUCAACCUGUGCAGCCGCAUGGGAUGCAGCCCCAGCAGCAACAGGUGCAGCAGCCUGUUCCCCAGAGUCCACAACCAAGUGUGGGACAGAUGCAGGGACAAACACAGUGGGUUCCAAAGACGGCAAUCGCUGCUCCCAAACCCUUUUCAGGGGAUAAGAGGGGCGAAGACCUCGACACGUGGUUGAGGGCGGCGCCGGUCUAUGUUAAGUGUAAGUUGACCUUGCCGCACGAGGAAGUGUUUGUGGCUGCCUCUUAUUUAGAGGGGAGUGCAACAAGAUGGUUGAGUGGGUUAGUGCAACUACAGGGAUAUGGUCAUGACUUCUGCGCUUGGGCAGCCAGCCAAAAGUUGGAUGACUUCCUCAAGCUGGUGGAGGAAAGGUGGCAUGAUCCUCAGGAGGCCCAAAAGGCCACUGCCGCGAUCCUGACUUUGAGCGCUUGUUCGUUUAAGUCAGUUAGGGAGGCCACUGGCGCAGUAGAGCGGCUGAUCUGUGUCCCUGGGGUCCGCUAUGAUCCCCAAGUCUUACUGACAACUUACCUGAGGUGUCUGCCGAUGCCAAUCAGGAAUCAGUUGGCAGUCGAGGCUAACAUCAACGUGCACAACUUUCCAUCGUUCAGCAAGAAGGCCCUAGACUUUGAAGCUAAGAUAGGGCAUGGACACAACCCAUCGACGGACGGUAGGAAAAAGGCACUGCCUCCCAACUGGAAGGCGAAGGGACGCAUCAUGUUCGUCAGCAACGAUGGUUCAACCAUCGAGUUGGACGACGACCCCCAGUUGGGAGCUGGUUCAGAGGCAGGCAGCGUAGAGGCUUCAGAGGGUGGAGUAGUCGCUGCCGUAACGCAACAAAAAGGGGUUGUUGAUAGGGAGGUCGUCCAUGCUAUAGAGAUUAUCCCAGGGUCUAGCAUCCCGAAGGGUAGGAUCUAUAGGAUGUCUCCAGGCGAGCUUGAUGAGCUUUGCUGCCAACUCAAGGAACUCAUAGAGAAGGGUUGGAUCCGACCGAGUGUCUCCCCUUAUGGGUCUCCAGUUCUAUUCGUUCCAAAGAAGGGAGGCACUUUGAGGAUGUGCAUUGAUUAUAGGGGCCUCAAUGCCAUCACAGUGAAGAACAGGGAGCCCCUACCGCGCAUCGAUGAUUUGCUUGAUAGAGUGCAAGGGUGUCGGUACUUCAGUAAAAUAGAUCUGAAGUCCGGGUACCAUCAGAUUGCAAUCCGGCCUGAGGAUCAGCACAAAACUGCUUUUCAGACCAGGUACGGUCUGUACGAGUUUGUGGUGAUGCCAUUUGGCCUGUGCAAUGCUCCUGGCACGUUUCAGCACGCUAUGAAUCGAAUCUUUCGUGACUACUUAGACAAGUUUGUUAUCGUGUACCUCGAUGACAUACUUAUCUUUAGUAGGACUGUCGACGAGCACGUGGCACAUUUAGAUAAAGUCCUCAGUCUCCUUCGUCAACACAAGUUCAAGAUUAACGGUGAGAAGUGCGAAUUUGGCCGCACCCGUAUCUUGUACUUGGGUCAUGAGAUUUCCGCGGAAGGGUUGAAACCCGAUGACGCGAAGGUGGCCAGCAUUCGUGAUUGGCCACGUCCUCAGUCUGUGACUGAGAUAAGAUCUUUCUUAGGGAUGACGGGCUACUAUAGGACUUUCGUUAAGAACUAUAGCAUAGUGGCCGCCCCUUUGACUGAUCUGACCCGCUUUGACACCCCAUGGGAGUGGACAGACAAGUGCGAGGCUGCUUUCAGACAUCUGAAGCAUGCGUUGACGCACUAUGAGGUCUUGAAACUUCCCGAUCCUGACAAGCCAUUUGUGGUUACCACGGAUGCUAGCCAAUAUGGCAUUGGCGCCAUGCUUGCGCAGCAGGAGGGGCCAAAGUUGAGGCUAGUCGAGUACAUGUCCAAGUCUAUGAAGUUGGCAAAGCCCACCUAUAAAAAGGAACUCUAUGCGGUGUACAAGGCUCUGACCCAUUGAAGACACUAUCUCCUUGGGAGGUUCUUCAUCCUCAGGACUGAUCAUCAGACCUUGAGAUGGAUGAGAACACAACCGGUGCUCUCCGACGCUCUAAAGCGUUGGAUCGA